AUGUCGAUUUUUUCGUUGAGGUCUGCAAUCUCAAGGCCGACUUCUUUUUCUUCUUCGUCUUCAUAUACCUACCUAGUUAGCUCUCGCAUCUUUGGGCUUGCUAAGUCUUCUUUGUUAUGGCCAAAGAACAAUCCCCACCACACAAACACAAAGCUCAAGCAAAAGCUCCGCGUUCAAGAUUCAGCUCAAGAAAUUCCACAGGAACUAGAGGAAGAUUCAAAGUUUGUACCUUUGGAUCCUCAAGAUCCUCUAUUCGGCCCUCCAGUUUUGCUGUUGCUCGGCUUUCAGUUUCAUGAAGCACAAAAGAUACAAGAGCUUCUCAAGGAGCUCGAAGGCGAAUUCAUGAAGAUUAUGCUCUGUACACAAGAUAUGAUCCCGCGUUCGUUAUGGGAAGCAGUUAACACAAGACAGCCUGACCUGAAGAGAGUCAAAAUCGCAGAGUCUCUGCCUCGGAUAUGCUUCUUAUCUGGUCUGACAGGAGAAGAGAUGAUGAUGUUCAUUGAUGCAUUCCCAGAAACUGGGCUUGAACCAGCUGUCUUUGCAGCCAUGGUUCCAAACAGCGCUGAUAAACCAAUCUCGGAAUUGAUUGAAGAAGUCAUGGGAGAUCAUGAGUUGUUGACCAGGAGCAAUUCCAUCUGA
Messenger RNA from Microthlaspi erraticum, 639 nucleotides. The record is from the annotation of a GenBank genome assembly. NCBI's taxonomy places the organism in Eukaryota, Viridiplantae, Streptophyta, Magnoliopsida, Brassicales, Brassicaceae.